Molecule: messenger RNA, 1791 nt
Organism: Macrosiphum euphorbiae (potato aphid)
Lineage: Eukaryota; Metazoa; Arthropoda; Insecta; Hemiptera; Aphididae
Source: the annotation of a GenBank genome assembly
AUGGACGCCCUUCGUGUAAAGUAUGCGCAGGUGUUGUUGAUGUGCGCAAGCGGCGCCGAACCAAAAAUCGUGUACUCUAGACUGCCGCGCAACGACACCGACAUGACGGUGCAGACGACCGAAGCGGACGACGACGAAACGACUGCGGCGAAUACUACGACCACUGCGGCGCUGGCCACCUUAGCGUCGAGUGGCCGACGGUACGCGGACAGCAGCAAGAGUAUGUCAUCCAGGGCCAACAACUAUUACGGCGUACAGUACUACGCGCCACCCUUUGUACACGGAACCGCCGCCGACGCCUUCACCCGUCAACUGCAAAUUCAGCAACAACAGCAGCAGAACCUCCACCACCACCAACGCCAUGCGCUGCAGCAACCCGCAACCGUGGCGGCGGCGCCGUACCAUCAACGAGGCGGCGACCGUCCGCCGUGGGAACAGACGGCAGCCGUGGUGCACCCCGACGUCGGACCGAUACUGAUGAACCCAUUGCAGCUGCAGCCGGCCGCCUACGACGACCCGUCCACGGCCCGGUACGCGCCGCCCAAACCACACAGGGCCCAGCCCGUGGCCAGGAUCGUCAAGUACUCGGAACCGGCGGCGGCCGCGGUGGCGUACCAGCUUCCGUACCUGGCGGCUGAGGCUGACGACCGAACGCUGUUGGACAACCUUCCGGCCCUCCAGUUUGCGCUACAGCACGCCACCGGUAAGACGCCGCCGCCGCCGCUGGUCUCUACGUCCGGUCACCAGCAGUACGCAGCCCUCCAGCAACCGCCUAACCACCAUUACCGUCACCAUCAGGUCAAACAGACACCGGCUACCACCAUGCAUCAGGUCUACCAGCCACCAACACACCAACACCUGCACCGCCACCAUCAGAGGCUGCUGCAGCCACAUCCCGUUCACCACGCACACAUGCAGCACCGAUACGCUCCUUACGGUGCAGCGCAACCGGCCACCCGGUACACCCAAGUGCCUUUCCUGUACAAUCUGCAGGCACCGCCCACCGCGCAGCGACAGCUGUUGGCACCAGCCGAGUACGAUCUGGUGACCCGGUUCAACAGACUGCUCAAGCAGCGCGAGAGGGAUGAUCGAAACAGGGUUCAGGAAUCGGCACGGCGCCGGCGGCCGGACGACGGUGACGUUAGCGGUGCCACAGUCGUCGUCGAUGAUAUCGAAGACGGCGAGGAAGAGGAGACGGCCACCCGGCCGGCUGUUAAGGCAAAAAAGGCCAAAAAGAAGAGGAAGAAGAAACCAGCAAAAGCCACCACCCCUGCACCGCCGGCCCCGGUCGAGGAGGAACUCGACGAGGAUGACGGUGACAGGCGACCACCGCCGCCACGACGACAUAAGCAAGUCGUUCGGCAGGACGACGAACGGGCCGACGACGAACAACCCAACUCCGAGGAACAGGAAUCUCAAAACGUGCACACCAGCGAAAAGUUGCCUGAAGGCACGAUUGUUGAUGAAACCGAAGACGAACUGCAACACACGUUAGACGAACCGUCUCAGCUCAGCGAACAGUUUGGUGGUGACUUAACAUUCGAAGAUGGUGGCGGCGAACGGGUUGAGUUCCAACUGCACGGCGUCGGCGGUCCUGAUUCGUACAAAUUUGGAUUUGACACCGGCAAAGGGGCCAACAGACAGUUCAGGUACGAGGAAAGGGACAACGGAGGAAACGUCCACGGCCAUUACGGAUAUCUGGACAACGACGGAAAAAUGCAAGUGUACAACUAUAGUUCGCAUCCGGAGCUUGGGUAUCGCGCGCAAAAGGCCGAAGCUCUCGAAGUGUGA